AAAAACUAGCGUAGCGUUAGCUACUAGCAGCGUGCUGCUGGAGGAGGAGAGGAGACAGGAGGAGAGGAGCGCAUACAGAGGAGGAUGUCGUCUUUAUCAGAGCAGCUGCAGGAGGUCCGGAGUCGAGCUGAAGUGUGUCUGUACUCGAGUGGCAGAGUAGUGGAUGUGCGUGCCGGGGUUAUGGCCAUGGCAACUCUGCCUUUACCACCCUGCUCCAAAUACUGCCACAUCGCUGCUGAGAGCAUGGUCAUUGAAAACAGCUUCUGCAGCAACCGAAAAGAGACCAUUGCUUCUCUCCAGCGUUUGUCUACAGCACUAAAUAUCCUUGAAAAGUAUGGCUGUAACCUUACAAAUCCCAACAGGCCAAAGUUCUGGAGAACAGUAAAACACAACAACCCAGUGUUCAGAGCCACCGUUGAUGCUGUUCAGGGAGGACGAGCAGUGCUCUGUCUCUAUGGUUACUCCAAUCAGCAGCCAGAUGGGCUCAGCUUCCCUGAUGAUGUCACAGACCCUGACGUAGGACAUGUUGCUGCAGUAACGCUUGAAGUGAUGAGCCUGAGAAUGGAGCUAGACAUGCUGAUCAAGGAGACUCAUCCCCACCCUGAGUUUUAUGAGAGAAUCGUUCCCACUCUGAGACACAAGGAUGUGGGCCUCAACACUGAUGCUGUGGUGUACCACUCGGCCGUUUCCUCUUCAAGCCAUUCAAACGGCCAAGCCAGGUCUCUAGCCUUGCCCCCCCAGCGGCAAUCCUCCAGAGAGAGCAGCCGGGACCACUCACUGUCUUCAAACCUCCAAGCUGUCAGAGCCACUCAGACCUUUUCCAGCUUCUCCAACAAACACCCAAAGAACUGUACUAUCUGUGGAAUAUUCCGUAUCUCUGCCCGCUGCCUCACCUGCUCCCAAGGACUUUGUUCAGAAUGUGACAGAUUGUACCACUCCGACUCCGAGAGGGCCAAUCACUGUCGAACAGAGGUUACACCAUCGUCAAAAUUCAGGAACAAUCUCAGUGGCUCUUCCUGGCGCUGUCUUUACUGCACAAAGGUCACGUCUUGCCAGGAUGUGUUAUGUGAGGAAUGUGAGCGUCCUCACUUGGAAUUAGCCAGCUCUGCAGCAGAUGAAGCUCAGCCUGCCACCAUCACUGAGUGGCAGUGUAAGAGCUGCACUGUGCUGAACGCACCAAGCAGUGUUUUAUGUGAGGUGUGUGAAAGACCCCGAUUGGCCACGCGACCUCCAGUGACCUCCUCACACCAUCCCAUCACGCCCCCCAGACCACCGGCACCAGUACUGGGCAUGCCUGGGGACCCUGACAGCCAGUGGGUGUGUCAAUUCUGCACAUAUCUGAACUAUUCCCCUGCAACAAUGUGUGAGAUGUGUGACCUGGCUCGUCCAGAGCCCGCCACCCUACCUGCAAAGCUUCACCCUCCCUCACCUGUCAGACGGGUCCCAGCUCUGCCAGUUAAACCUAAAGAGCCGGCCACAGAAGACCUAGACUCAUGGAGGCAGAAGCGCAUGAAAGAGGAGGGGCUAAAGUUGAUCCAGCUGAUAAGGGAUGGGGAGAAAAAGGGAGUGACUCCAGAGGAGGUCUAUACAAGUAUUCGGGUCACUGGAGACAUGGCUAUCCUGCCAUGCAAAUGGCUAAAGACAGUCCUGCUUCAGCAGUUAGACCAGAUUCAGACGUUGGCGACAUCAUCCUCAAGUGAUUUUGUCAGUGGCAAGAGCAUGACAGAUCUCAUGCAGAACAGGUCAUGUGACGGACCUAGUGAGGAGGCUGGCCAAGACAGAAAAGAAGAAAAGGAGGGUGUGGUGCAGCUGUCCAGAGCAGAGGCCAAGCAGGCUUGGCUGACAUCAAGCGGCGACACAGAGAGAGCUGCUCGACAAGCACUUCGAGACAGAUUUACCAAGGUAAAGGAGUUGUGUUCACUUGGUUUCAGCGAUGAAGUGCAGUGCCAUGACGUUUUGAGGCAGAGUGGUGGUGAAAUUAGAGGGGCCCUGGCCCUGCUGCAGCGCCCCCUGCUGGGGCCUUUCCAUGAACGUAUGUGGAGUGACAAACCUGAGCCUCCUGUAGAUAUCCAUCACCCUGACAAACAGCGUACGUGCCGGCGGUUACUGGCAGUAUAUGACCUUCCUAGCUGGGGCCGUUGUGAGCUGGCGCUGUCGCUGCUUCUGGAGCAUGGCGCCCCCUACUCCCUGGAGGAUGUAGUGCAGACUGUACGGGAGUCUCACGACAGGGAGUUUAUCAAGCGAGUGCUGGCUAAAGAAUGUCCCAUCUGCCUUUCUGUUUUCCCACACAAUAAGAUGCAGUCUCUGACAUCUUGUCAGUGUUCAGUGUGCUGUGGAUGUUUCCAGCAGCAUUUCACCAUUGCGGUGAGGGACAAACAUAUUCGUGAUAUGGUGUGUCCAGUUUGCUGGGAGCCCAACAUUAACGACCCUGAACAUCUCAACAGUUACUUCUCCACUCUGGACAUCCAGUUGCGAGAAUGCCUGGAACAAGAUGUCUAUGAGCUGUUCCACAAGAAGCUGACAGAACAGGCACUUAUCAAGGACCCCAAGUUCCUCUGGUGCUGUCACUGUUCAUAUGGAUUCAUCUAUGAUGGAGACCAGCUGAAGGUCACCUGUUUUCAGUGUCAUAACAGCUUCUGUGCUCAGUGCAAAAAGCCGUGGGAGUCUCAGCAUGCAGGGUUAUCAUGUAAACAAUUCCAGUCAUGGAAGAGGGAGAAUGAUCCAGAAUAUCAGAGACAGGGACUGGCUGGAUAUCUGAGAGACAACGGAAUCACCUGUCCAAACUGUCGUUUUCAGUAUGCACUGUCUAAAGGAGGCUGCAUGCACUUCUGCUGCUCUCAGUGUCGCUACCAAUUCUGCAGUGGCUGCAACAAUCCUUUUCACACUACGUGUGCAGUGGAUGAGUGCAGUGUUUCAGGUCUACACGCCCAUCAUCCCAGAGACUGCCUGUUCUACCUGAGAGACUGGGAACCUUCCAGACUGCAGGCCUUGUUGCAGAACAAUGGAUUGGCCUUUAACACUGAACCUCCUCCUGGAACACAGACAGAUCUGUGUGGAGUGAUAGAGCAGAAGGAUGAAGGAGGGCAGCAGCCGGAUGUAGCCUGCGGUGCUCAAACUCAACCUGGACAUGCCGGCCUCUGCGAGAAGCACUACCGGGAGUACCUGGUCAGCCUGAUCAACAGUCACUCCAUCGACCCAGCGCCCCUGUUCAGUACCAGUGAGCUGAUUCUGGCCUGCAGGAGGUAUAAAGUGGACGACACACAGCAGGAUGGAGAGGACGGAUUCACCUACUGCAGCAGACUGCUCGAGAAACUUAUGACUGAAGUUCCACUUGGUGAGAAGGUCCCACGCAAGAAAUGAUUGCUUCACAUCCUGUGUGCUGAAGAUGAACCUUUGGAGC
This is a messenger RNA of Thalassophryne amazonica, 3400 nucleotides long. Its product is annotated as E3 ubiquitin-protein ligase RNF31. The record is from RefSeq and is a predicted model, not a curated record. The coding region runs from base 85 to 3360 and encodes 1091 amino acids. Gene Ontology annotation, biological process: protein linear polyubiquitination. The transcript is spliced from 25 exons. NCBI's taxonomy places the organism in Eukaryota, Metazoa, Chordata, Actinopteri, Batrachoidiformes, Batrachoididae. Gene Ontology annotation, cellular component: LUBAC complex. Gene Ontology annotation, molecular function: K48-linked polyubiquitin modification-dependent protein binding; K63-linked polyubiquitin modification-dependent protein binding; linear polyubiquitin binding.